Messenger RNA from Tupaia belangeri chinensis (Chinese tree shrew), 4224 nucleotides. It is a transcript of the gene UGGT2, whose product is annotated as UDP-glucose glycoprotein glucosyltransferase 2. Gene Ontology annotation, cellular component: endoplasmic reticulum. Gene Ontology annotation, molecular function: UDP-glucose:glycoprotein glucosyltransferase activity. NCBI's taxonomy places the organism in Eukaryota, Metazoa, Chordata, Mammalia, Scandentia, Tupaiidae. Gene Ontology annotation, biological process: ERAD pathway. The record is from RefSeq and is a predicted model, not a curated record.
AUGCCCAGUGGCCUCCCAGUGACGGUGUCACAUGGCCUGGUGGAGUUGCUGGCAGAAAGACGGUGUUUGCAUGUUCUUAAUCGGGCUCCUAAGUACCGAGUCAGGCAUUCCUUUAAGUACAGAGCCUUAGUGUCCAUAGCCACGCUCUAUCGAGGAAACUGGCAGGCCAGACACCAACUGUCAUUCCUAAGAGGAGUAAGUGUUGCUGAGAUGGGCAGCGGUACGGAUAUCCACACCCCUUUUCAAACGCGUACAUGCAUCUUUACAGCAGACGAUAUGGGUUUUCGGAGCAUAAAUGCAUUGCAUAUCAAGCAAUUCGAAAAUCUGAGUUUUCAAGCAGCUUCUCAAAUAAUGUCCACUCCAGUUUAUGAUGCUAUUAAAUUAAUGAAAGACAUUUCACAGAACUUCCCCAUAAAAGCCAGAUCUCUGGCCAGAAUUGCUGUAAAUCAAAAUAUGAGGGAAGAAAUACAGGAAAAUCAAAAGGAUCUUCAAGAUAGAUUUGAAAUUCAGCCGGGUGAUGCACGUCUGUUUAUAAAUGGCCUACUUGUUGAUAUGGAUGUUUAUGAUCCUUUCAGUAUUUUGGAUAUGCUGAAAUUAGAAGGAAAAAUGAUGAAUGGCCUUCACAGUCUUGGGAUCAAUGGAGAAGAGAUGAGCAAAUUUUUAAAAUUAAAUUCCAACAUUCAGGACUAUACCUAUGUAUUAGAUAUUCAGCAUUCUGCAAUAAUGUGGAUCAAUGAUUUAGAAAAUGAUGAUUUGUAUGUCACAUGGCCUACAAGUUACCAAGAACUUCUGAAGCCAACAUUCCCUGGAAAUAUACCUUCCAUAAGGCGUAAUUUGCAUAAUUUGGUUCUGUUUAUUGAUCCUGCUCAAGAAUAUACCUUGGCUUUUAUACAGCUUGCUGAACUUUUCUAUUAUCAUGCAAUUCCUCUUAGAAUUGGUUUUGUGUUCAUUCUUAAUACAGACGAUGAAGUUGAUGGAACAAAUGAUGCUGGAGUUGCCCUUUGGCGAGCUUUCAACUAUAUUGCAGAAGAACGCGAUGUGUCUGAAGCAUUUGUUUCCAUAGUACAUAUGUACAAACUAGUGGAUGAUCAAAAUAUACUCACUGUGGACAACGUGAAGGCUGUACUCCAAAAUGAAUUUCCUCAUGCUAACAUUUUGGAUGUUUUGGGAAUUCAUUCUAAAUAUGAUGCAGAAAGAAAGGCUGGAGCAAGCUUUUAUGAGAUGACUGGCCUGGAUCUUUUGCCACAAGCUCUUUAUAAUGGUGAACCCUUUAGCCUUGAAGAGAUGACUACCGAAGAACUACAAAUGGCUAUUCUUCAGAAGAUGUUGGAUGCAUCUAUACAUUGGCAAAAAGAAGUGUUCAUGGGCACAUUAAAUGAUCGAGUGAAUGCAAUUGAUUUUUUAAUGGAUAAGAAUAAUGUUGUACCCCGUAUAAAUUCUUUGCUUUUGAGCACUGAACAGGAGUAUCUUAAUUUAAUUUCUACAUCAGUAACUGCUGAUGUUGAAGAUUUCUCUACUUUCUUUUUCUUGGAUUCACAAGAUAAGAGCGCUGUAAUUGCAAACAGCAUGUAUUAUCUAACCCAAGAAGAUGAUGUAAUUUCUGCAGUCACUCUCUGGAUUAUUGCUGAUUUUGAUAAGCCGUCUGGAAGAGAAUUGCUUUAUAAAGCACUAAAGCACAUGAAAACAAGUGUUCAUAGUCGAUUGGGUGUUAUUUAUAAUCCUACGUCAAAAAUAAACGAGGAGAACACAGCUAUUUCAAGAGGAAUUUUGACAGCUUUUCUUACACAGAAAAACAGAUUGUUGAGAAGCUUUCUCAUGAAAUUGGCAAAGGAAGAAACUGCUAACGCUAUUUACUCUGGAGAGAAAAUUAAAACAUUCCUUACUGAGGAAAUGGAUAAGAAUGCUUUUGAGAAAAAAUAUAAUACCAUCAGAAUGAAUAUUUUCAGAACGCACCAGUUGUUUUGUCAAAAUGUACUCGGAUUGCUUCCAGGGGAAAUAGGUAUUGUCAGCAAUGGGAAAUUCUUCGGACCAAUAGAUGAAGAUUUCUAUGUAGAAGAUUUUUACGUGUUGGAAAAGAUAACAUUUACUAAUUUAGUACAGAAUAUUAAAGGCAUUGUUGAAAAUAUGGAAAUCAACUCAAAGAACAUGAGCGACCUCAUCAUGAAAGUUGAUGCCCUACUUUCCUCUUUGCCUACCCGUGUAUUUCGGCAUGAUGUCACAUUUCUUAAAGAGAAUCACAGCAUUAUAAAGAUAAAUCCUCUAGAGAAUGGUACGUUCUUUGAUGUCAUUGCUAUUGUCGAUCCAUUGACAAGAGGAGCACAGAAGAUGGCCCAGUUAUUGGUGGUACUUGGCAAGGUUAUCAACAUGAAGAUAAGGUUGUUCAUGAACUCUAGGGGUAAGCUUUCAGAAGCCCCUUUACAGAGCUUUUACCGUUUUGUUCUGGAACCAGAACUGAUGUCAGGGGUCAAUAAUGUUCCGUCUCUUGGACCAAUGGCAAAGUUCCUGGAUAUCCCUGAAUCACCUCUUCUGACCCUCAACAUGAUUACUCCAGAAGGCUGGUUGGUUGAAAUCGUACACAGCAACUGUGACCUUGAUAAUAUUCAUCUAAAGGAUAUGGAGAGGACAGUUACCACAGAAUACGAACUAGAAUAUCUACUACUCAAAGGACAUUGCUUCGAUACGCUGACAGAACAGCCUCCUCGGGGUCUGCAGUUUACACUGGACAAAAAUAAACCUGUCAUGGUUGAUACAAUAGUGAUGGCUAAUCUCGGAUAUUUUCAAUUAAAAGCCAACCCAGGUGCUUGGAUUCUGAAAUUACGCCAAGGAAAAUCUGAGGAUAUUUAUCAAAUAGUUGGGCAUAAAGGAACUGACUCUGAACCAGAAUUAGAAGAUGUCAUUGUUGUAUUAAACAGCUUCAAAAGCAAGAUCCUUGAAGUGCAAGUACAAAAGAAACCAGAUAGAAUUAAGGAAGAUAUCCUUACUGAAAAAGAUGAAAAAAGAAAAGGAAUGUGGGAUUCCAUUAGGAGUUUCACAAUAAGGUUGCAUAAAGAAAACAAAGACGAAAAAGACGUCCUGAACAUUUUUUCAGUUGCUUCUGGCCAUCUGUAUGAACGCUUUUUAAGAAUUAUGAUGCUUUCUGUUUUAUGUAACACAAAAACACCAGUGAAAUUCUGGUUUCUAAAAAACUCUCUCUCACCAACAUUUAAAGAAGUAAUUCCUCACAUGGCUAAGGAAUAUGGAUUUCAAUAUGAACUAGUCCAAUAUAGGUGGCCCCGUUGGCUUCAUCAGCAGACUGAAAAGCAAAGGAUUAUUUGGGGUUACAAAAUUCUUUUCCUUGAUGUCCUUUUUCCACUAGCAGUGGACAAAAUCAUUUUUGUUGAUGCUGACCAGAUUGUGAGACAUGACUUAAAAGAACUUUGAGCUUUUGACCUGGAAGGAGCUCCCUAUGGGUAUACUCCGUUUUGUGAUAGCCGCACUGAAAUGGAUGGGUAUCAUUUCUGGAAAACAGGAUACUGGGCAUCACAUCUUUUAAGAAGGAAAUAUCAUAUAAGUGCCUUAUACGUAGUGGAUCUCAAGAAGUUCAGGAGAAUUGCAGCAGGUGACAGGCUCAGGGGCCAGUACCAGGCUCUCAGUAAAGAUCCAAACAGUCUUUCAAACCUAGAUCAGGAUCUUCCGAAUGAUAUGAUUUACCAAGUUGCCAUUAAGUCUCUUCCUCAAGACUGGUUAUGGUGUGAAACUUGGUGUGAUGAUGAGUCCGAACAUAGAGCCAAAACAAUUGACCUGAAAUGGAAUGGUACACAUUCUAUAUUGCUUUGUGUGCUGCUUGGCCUGGUAGACAUCCACUGGCUGUGUACAGAGUUGUGUCAGAGCCUCAAGAUGGCCCUCAGGUUUGGUGAUGCAUUAGAAAGAUUCACAGGGUGCAGAACACAGUUGUAUUUAUGGCUCUCAGUUAGUACAGUGAAAGAAUGCAAAGCCAACUCAUCAAAGGAAGAGAGCAAGCGGGCUGCCUUAAGUCGCUUGGUGCAGUUUAUGCUCUCCCUUAUCAUUUCUGUCUCAGUAAAUGGCAACUUCAUCCUUUCAGUUGCUGAAGCCAAUGAACUGGGCUUUUCCAUUCUCACAGCUCGCAUCCGCCCGUCCGCAGAUCCUGUCAGCGUUGCCUUCAGCUGGUUUAUUUAUGUGUAUAAACAGAAGGAGGAGGCCCAGCCUCGAUGGCACAGUCUGUAG